AUGGCCACCUUCGUUGCUAGUGUGCUCCACCCAGCGGCGCCGAAGUUGCUGCUGUGCCUCCUCGCAGUGGCCGUCCUCCUGGGACCUGUGGAGCCGGCCAUCAGCUGCGGGGCGGUGGCCAGCUACAUGGCCCCCUGCGUGAGCUACGUGACCAUCGGGGGCCCCGUUCCGGCGUCGUGCUGCGGCGGGGUGCGGGCGCUGAGCGCUGCCGCCGGCACCGUAGCCGACCGCCGGCAGGCCUGCAGCUGCCUGAAGUCAGCUGCGUCGGCGAUUGCGGGGUUCCAGCCGGCGCUCGCCGCUGGACUCCCCACCAGGUGCGGCGUCUCAGUUCCUUACCAGAUCAGCCCCUCCGUCGACUGCUCCAAGUAA
Messenger RNA from Spirodela intermedia, 369 nucleotides. The record is from the annotation of a GenBank genome assembly. Lineage: Eukaryota; Viridiplantae; Streptophyta; Magnoliopsida; Alismatales; Araceae.